UGACAGUCACAAUGGUGUGGCGGCCAGCAUAUCCAAGCACGUUUACUUCGUUUACUCAACCCGACAGACGCCCGACAAGCCAAGCCUCGACGUUGGCCAACAAACGCAAGGUCAAGACAAUCGUAGCUAUUGUUCUGACUAUCCGGAGGGGUACUUUGUAGGGGGUCUCCCGUGCGAUUGUCCGCUCUUCAAAGCGAUUUCGCACCGGAUCUCCUCCCUACAAUUCCCCACUUCCAUUCUCUCCACCAAGUCUCCUGAAAAUUCACCAUCGCUCGCCCCCAGCACGGGGCAUUUCUACACUACACUCUCUACUAGUCUAACAUGACCACCGUCCCAGCACCGAUCGCUCCCCAAUCUGGGGAAGAAUGGCCCGACGCCGACUUCGACCUUCCUGAAGGAGACCACAUAAGGUCUCUCGUAGUUGAAUCCGACAAAGAAGAUGAAGAUGAAGGCAUGGACUGGGACACCGAACUGGACUUUGGGAAGACGGGUGGCGCAAAGGCUAACGCUGUUGUCUCCGCCCUGGCCGCUCGGAAUGAGCUCUCCAGACUGAGUUCAGGCGGCAUGGUCACGAUCCGACCUCCCCUUACUUGUCAGGAGGAAGAGGAGGAGGAUGAAGGUGUAUCUACCAUCAAAGUCGCCCAUCUUCCGAGAACCACUGUCAACAAGCCGCCCCCCACCCCCAUCGACGAGGACUUUGAGUCCGCUUUCGCUCUCCCGUCCGACCUUACACAACUUUCUCUAGCCCCUCUACCACUGAGCCAUCGAUCAUCAAAGAAUUCCCUAGAAUGGGGAGACAGGGAUCAAACCUCUUCCUCACAAUCAUCAGAUGCCUACUCUACCCUUGGCUUUGCCGAUGCUUGCUCCUCGAAUUCAGCGUCCUCGAUCUCUUUACCAGGGACGGAGGAAAGUGAUUGUGAGGAAAAUGAAAGCGAGCUCGAAGGUCUUGUCAUUCCGCUGGGUUUAUUUGAAUCUGGACAGAGUGGAAAACAUCUCAAGAGGUUGCUUGAGAUAAAGAAGAAAACCCAGAUAGCCGACCACAGGGUAAAACCAGCGUAUCCAGACCCUGAAGAUGAUUUUGAAAUGGGGCUCGUCAUCGAAGACGAUGACGACUUUAACCCCAGCAGGCUCGUCAGCGCAAAGCAGACGCAGCAUCCCGCCACUCGCAGUAAGAGCGCUCCUGCCAGAGCUCCUCCCCCUGCACGACCUCCCUCUCGGCUGAGGACAGCUCGUGCCAAAUCACCAAUCAACCCUCCCGUAUCGUCCGCUCGCCAGCUCCAGCGUAUCAAGUUGUCCUCAUCCCCUCCUCCGCUAGUCCCCACUUCCACACGUACAUACAAGGAGGCCCUCACCACAGCACCUCCGACAUCCACAAAUACCCUUUUGUCUCCAAAGCCUGGCAGUUUACGCGGACAAAAAUCACAUUCAGGUCUCAAACCUCUGACACCACCAUCCCAACGCAGAGGACUCACUCGCAAAGCCUCGUUGUCCUCAUUAAUGGAAACCAGUACAUCCCAAGCAGCAGGCUCCGGGAUAGUUUACACAACAGGCUCUUCGACGGUAGCGAAGCCUACGAGGUACGAUGCUCCUACAGCUGCAUCGCGUGCUAAAUCACAUACAAGUUCCACGAGUCGGAUGCACACACUUGACUUUAUGGUACCACCCACGCGACCAUCAACUCCUUCAUCAAAUUCUGCUGCUUUACGUCUGACUAUGCCCACCUCGUUGCGUGUAAAAUCGAGACCCUCCCUGUCCUCCGUGUUUCCAGGCUCUUCUCCCAACCCCUCACCCCAUCCAGCGCAUCGUGCCACUUCUCCUAUUCCUCACCGUCCUCCGUCAACGUCCUCGCUACGAAAGGGUGUAGCACCCACUCAGAUGCCUUCUAUCACCCCAUCCAUAGCACCCAAACUACUACGCCGCCCAAAGCGGCAAAGAACCUAUGGCGACGGUACGGAGCUGGACGGUUUCGAUGAUCUCCCCACCGAUCGGGAGAAGGAAUGCAAGUUUCGAAUACAGCCCAAGGCCAUGGGCCGAGGCGUCGUUAACGGCGUGCUGAAGUCUUCUGACAAGGAGAAAGAGACGGGCACAAUGCGGAAAAAGGGGCGAAGAGAUGGGCGCAGUCCCACUCCAGAUUCAUCAGCCGCAUUCACACCUUUUACUAAUACUCUGAGGCGUACUGGUUGUUUCGAGCUUUCCAAAGUCAGUGCCCCAGUCGUGGAGCCUGUUCGAAAGAAAAAGGAUGCUUCUUCGCAAUCCCCAGUGCUCGGUCAUACCAGAAGGAAACCAACGCUCAUACGACAUCUCGGUAUACCCAGUGGCCCAAAAGUGGUAUGUGGCAUGAAAUGGAAUCCAUCAUCUCUUCGUUGGGAGGGAAAUGAUCAAGUGCUCCGGGACUUUGAUGCAGUUGUCGGCACAUCGACCCGCCCGGCCUUAAUAACGCAUCUUACCGGUUCUUCUAUUGGCUCGCCCGUAGGUUCCUUCGCUUCUGGAGCGCGAAAAGUUGGCAAUAUGAUUUUCGACCCUGCUCGGAUGUGCUGGAUAUCAACGCUGCCUCCGGGUGAGGAGGAGCCUGAUGUUUUUGCUGACUUGGCUGAUGAUGAAGAUGAGGAAGCAUGGGAGACCAAGGGAGGAACGAUACGUGCUAGCCAGCAGAGUUCCGCAGCUCAUGCAACCCUCGAUACGAGUGUGCCUUGCUCAUCAACAAUUGUAGUCACUGCUCCAAGUCCAGCGCGCAGCCGCACUCGAACAACCUCCGAGUCGGAAAGUGACCGAGGCUCGCGAGCCUCAAUAGUCUAUGAUGUUGCGGACGAUUUCGUGGAGGUUUGCCGCUCCGCCGAAGAUCGACAUCGUUCAGAAAUAAGGGGCUGGCGUUCACUGGCGUCACGACAAACUGACCCUUUUGCUGAACCUGACAGGUCAUUUUUGUACGAGAUCCGCGCACUCGCAACGAGGAAGUACUGACUAGUAAAUUCCUACCUUGUCUUCUCAACUUCAUCCAUGUCCUUUAAGUGGACCUUCCGAACUUUUUCGUUCGCAGUAUAGAGCUUCGGUGACUCGACAUUCACACUCGUUUUGUAUCCUUUGUUCUUGCUAUCUUAUAUUAUUGUCUUCCAUGUCACAUCCUUGGCCAUGCAUGUGAUAUGGAAAUACUACGUGUUCACAUAAAUUGCGACUUGUAGGGAAUAAUUGAUUGAUUAUGGUGCCAACGGUGGACGACCGCAUUGCUCCUGGACAUGGGAAGAUAACCUGCUCUCUCAAUGGUGUAUCGGUU
Messenger RNA from Pisolithus orientalis, 3271 nucleotides. RefSeq lists its product as uncharacterized. NCBI's taxonomy places the organism in Eukaryota, Fungi, Basidiomycota, Agaricomycetes, Boletales, Pisolithaceae. Gene Ontology annotation, cellular component: SIN/MEN two-component GAP complex; mitotic spindle pole body. The transcript has 5 exons. The record is from RefSeq and is a predicted model, not a curated record. Gene Ontology annotation, biological process: regulation of Ras protein signal transduction; mitotic spindle orientation checkpoint signaling. Bases 322 to 2961 code for a protein of 879 amino acids. Gene Ontology annotation, molecular function: GTPase activator activity.